GGGGUCUCGGAGGGAAUUCCCGGCUGCUCCCAAACCUUCCCAAAAUUCCCCAGACCUUCCACGCGUGGGGGUCCCGGAGGGAAUUCCCGGCUGCUCCCAAACCUUUCCAAACCUUUCCCAACCCUUCCACGCGUGGGGGUCCCGGAGGGAAUUCCCGGCUGCUCCCAAACCUUUCCAAACCCUUCCCAACCCUUCCACGCGUGGGGGUCCCGGAGGGAAUUCCCGGCUGCUCCCAAACCCUUCCCAAAAUUCCUCAGACCUUCCACGCGUGGGGGUCCCGGAGGGAAUUCCCGGCUGCUCCCAAACCUUUCCCAAAAUUCCCCGGACCUUCCACGCGUGGGGGUCCCGGAGGGAAUUCCCGGCUGCUCCCAAACCCUUCCUAAAAUUCCCCAACCCUUCCACGCGUGGGGGUCCCGGAGGGAAUUCCCGGCUGCUCCCAAACCCUUCCCAAAAUUCCCCAACCCUUCCACGCGUGGGGGUCCCGGAGGGAAUUCCCGGCUGCUCCCAAACCCUUCCUAAAAUUCCCCAACCCUUCCACGCGUGGGGGUCCCGGAGGGAAUUCCCGGCUGCUCCCAAACCCUUCCCAAAAUUCCCCAGACCUUCCACGCGUGGGGGUCCCGGAGGGAAUUCCCGGCUGCUCCCAAACCUUCCCAAACCCUUCCCAACCCUUCCACGCGUGGGGGUCCUGGAGGGAAUUCCCGGCUGCUCCCAAACCCUUCCCAACCCUUCCCCGUACCUCUGGGCCCACGGAGGGAUCUCCACCACGGGGGUGGCUGAGUAAAUUUGGCGUGGGGGAGGUCCCCGAAGUUGUCCGUGGGUGUGGGAGGUUCUCCCCACUCUCCUCGCCCCACAGGUCCCCCCACAGUCGGCAUCCACGGGGUUUUUGGGGGGUACCCUCCGAGGAGGUGCCCCCUAAUUUGCCGGUGGAUGUGGGAGCUGCUUCCCACCCCAGGGUGCUCCUCACCCACCGGCAUCCCUGACACGAGGGGACCCCGGAAUUUGAGGAGGGGAGUGGGAUCCUGUAAUUUUUCCAUGUGGGGGGGCUUUUCCUCACCCUCUUUUCCCCACAGGACCCCCUCCAUUCCCGUCAUGCUGCUCCAAAUCUCCCGGGCUGUGCUGCUCCUCUGGUUUUUGGGGUGGUUGGGCCUCACUGCCCCCCCAGAGAAGGUGGGGACCCACCCCAAAUUUGGGGAUCCCCCCACAAAUCCCCUUCACAGCAACCACAGGUUGUUCUAGGAUGAAGCUACACCCCAGGAGGUGUCACACCUGGAUUCCUGUCACUGUGGGGUUCCCUCUGGCCGGGAAAUUUGGAUUCUGGGAUCCCCCACCCUUUGCUUGGUGUAGGGAUGGUUUUUGGGGGGGUGAGGGACAAAUUCUGGGGAGGAGCUCUGGGAGACCUGGAUGAGGUCAGCGCUGGAUGAGACCCCCGUGGCCCAUCUCCUGCAGGACAUCCCCCACCAGACGGGGAACGUGAGCAGCCGUGGGGCUGAGCAGCUCCGGGGAGGACACCAGGUUGUCCCAUCCAACCUCCAUCAGCAGCAGGAAAGAUCUCAGGAUGUUCAUCCCCAACCAGAGAGCAUCCUGGUCCUUCAGGAGGUGACGGAGAAGCUGCGGAGGGUCAACCAGAGCCUGGAGCUGAUGCUGACGGCCUUGGAAGACGCACAAAUCCAGCUGGAAAAACACCUGGAGCAGCUCAGAGCCAUCCCUGACCUGGAUGGUAAGAGCCAAAGUGCCACCUCCUCCUGCAUGCCAUAUUUGACGCUCCUGGUUCUUCCACUGGUGCCGGCGUCAUUCCGGGUCAUCCUUCUCCUCCUCUUCCUCGCUUCCAGCGCCCUCGGCAUCCCAGCAAUCUCCACUUUCCUGGUCCUUGCUGCAGCAGGGCAUUGGCUGCUGGCUUCCGCCUGCCGUGGUGCCGGAAGGAUCCGGCCGGUGGUUCCCCGGGAAGAGCCCCGCUUCCGGCUCACCUCCACCCCGGAGAGGGAAUGCGAUAUGGAACUGCUGCAAGAGGAGCUGGACAGGAUGGAGAUGAGCUGCCUGCAAGAUGAGAGGUGCCCACAAGACCUUUCACACCUGGAGCAGCCCCAAGAGGUGGCCGGGGACAUUCCCGAAUUCCCAGGGCAGGUGUCACCCGACUCCGGUGGCCAGAGGACAGCACUGAACUCGUGUGGGGUGACACCGGAGCUGCUGAUGGAUGCUGGGAAGCUCUGGGAGCCCAAACCCUGCAGCCCAAUGGCCAACGUGUCCCUGUGCCAGGGUGUCACCAGGGCUGGGCAGCGGUGCCGGAAGAAAGCGAUUCCCGGGCAGGAAUUCUGUCACGUCCACACCACCAGCAGUAGCUUGGCCAUGGAUUCAUCCCGCCAUUUUUGACCGUCUCCCUGAGGGAUUUUAACUCUUUUUAUGGCUAUUCCAGAUCCUGGUGGAGAACAUGGACCCUAAGGAUGCCACUGGAUGUGGGUACAGGGCAGAUGUUCAUUGUCCCACCAGUUUUAUGCUAUUUGCAUAUAUUUUAAUAAAUGCCACAUUUACA
Molecule: messenger RNA, 2527 nt
Organism: Taeniopygia guttata (zebra finch)
Lineage: Eukaryota; Metazoa; Chordata; Aves; Passeriformes; Estrildidae
Source: RefSeq, a predicted model, not a curated record